Megachile rotundata (alfalfa leafcutting bee) is the source of this 2392-nucleotide messenger RNA. RefSeq names its product Hepatocyte nuclear factor 4 (gene Hnf4). Lineage: Eukaryota; Metazoa; Arthropoda; Insecta; Hymenoptera; Megachilidae. Gene Ontology annotation, biological process: regulation of DNA-templated transcription. Gene Ontology annotation, cellular component: nucleus. Gene Ontology annotation, molecular function: nuclear steroid receptor activity; RNA polymerase II cis-regulatory region sequence-specific DNA binding; zinc ion binding. The record is from RefSeq and is a predicted model, not a curated record.
AGCUCGCGAGCUGAGCGCAAAACCCGUCAGCUGCUCGCCAGUCUUCUCCGUGACGUUCGUAAGAAACUAUCGAAAUUGUUUACGAUACUAGUUUUCGCGGUAUCUAUAUCACGGUUCUAUGCGUGUCAACCCGUCUUAUCGCUCUAACGAUCGAACAAGUCCGUAUGUGUGUCGUGAUCGAAGAACGAUAGAUCGUGCGCCGGCGAUCGAUCAAUUACGCCAUUAACCGCGACCGCGUUGUAACGUAAUUCGUCAAGCGACUGUCUUGGUGAUAAGAACGAUAAUGGAGGCUACCUGCAACGAGCUUUUUCCGAGGAAACUGAUCGGGAGGAUCGGCGAACGAUCGAUCAAGGAUCUUCGAGUUUGAUUCGAAGCUGUCAUUCGCGUGUCUUUCGAAAAUGGGACUGGCAGGUAAACGUUUUCGUCCGAUAUUUUCGAUCAGUUCCGGAAUUUUCGAUAGUUCGAUCGUUAGUAGCUUCCUUGCACUUUUUUUAUAACACAGCAAUUUAUUAUUCGAAACAAAUGAAAUUAAUUCGAAAAUUUAAAAAAGUAGUGCGAGUUGAUGUUUGUUGGCCGUGACGUAACAUGCAUUUACACACACACGGUACACAAAUUAAACAAAUUUCGAGUUAAGAAUUUGUUAAUUAAAUAUUUGAUGCCGAUCUGAGCAUGGGUGCAGGCGCAGCGGGGGGUUCGGUCCUCGGUCUGCCAGGAUCGGGUGUGGGUGGCGUGCUCUCCCAACACUGCGCCAUUUGUGGAGACCGCGCCACUGGAAAACACUAUGGCGCCGCUUCCUGUGAUGGAUGCAAGGGUUUCUUUCGACGGUCGGUCAGGAAAAACCAUCUUUAUACUUGCAGAUUUAGUAGAAACUGCGUAGUGGACAAAGACAAAAGAAACCAGUGCAGGUACUGCAGAUUAAGAAAAUGCUUCAAAGCCGGCAUGAAGAAGGAAGCCGUACAGAACGAAAGGGACCGGAUAAGUUGUAGAAGGCCGAGCUACGAGGAGCAGACGAACAACGGAAGCGGACUCUCGGUUGUUUCCCUUUUGCAGGCUGAAAUGCUCAGCAGGCAAGUUGGCGCCGCUCUCGAGCUAGGCAGUCCGGGUAACGAUAUCGACCUGAGCACCAAGCAGAUCGCCAACAUAAACGACGUCUGCGACAGCAUGAAGCAGCAACUUCUGAUCCUGGUCGAAUGGGCCAAGUACAUACCCGCGUUCAGCGAGUUAACUCUGGACGAUCAGGUCGCCCUCCUAAGGGCACACGCUGGAGAACACCUUCUCCUGGGUGUCGCCAGGCGCAGCAUGCAACUGAAGGACGUUCUUCUUCUGGGUAACAACUGCAUCAUCACUAAGAACUGUCCUGUCAUAUCUUUGUCCACAGAGGGCCGCAACCAGGACCUGGACAUCAGCAAGGUCGGCAUCAGGGUAAUGGACGAGCUGGUGAAGCCUUUGAACGAAGUGCAAAUCGACGACACGGAAUUCGCUUGUUUGAAAGCCAUUGUCUUUUUCGACCCCAAUGCGAAGGGCUUAAGCGAACCACAGCGAAUCAAGCAACUGCGCUACCAGAUCCAGAUUAAUUUGGAAGAUUAUAUCAGCGAUCGACAGUACGAUAGUCGUGGUCGAUUCGGCGAGAUACUUUUGACUUUACCAGCUCUGCAAUCGAUCUCCUGGCAAAUGAUAGAACAGAUACAGUUUGUGAGGCUGUUCGGAGUUGCACAUAUUGAUAAUUUGCUGCAGGAGAUGCUGCUGGGUGGUGCGACGGCAGAAAUAAAUGGUGCUACGACACCUAUACCGAUCUCAAACGCACCGGAAAGUUACGUGAGCAGCAACGAAAGUCCUAGCAGUCCUUUAACGCCGGCCAAUGCACCGCCGUUGAGUCCUCAAGAUCACAUGCUGACUGGCGGAAGUCCUGUUAUGAUUCUGAGGGAUCUUACGCCUAUACAGGGCCAAGAAGAUGUGACUAGUGUAACUGGAUUUAGAAUGUUCAAGCAAGAACCCAGUCUCGAAAGUGAAUCCACCUUUUAAGGAUAUUUGGACGAGUGGGAAACAGUGGAAAGAUUCUGCAACGCUGAUCAGUUAAACUUAUAAUUUGAUACAAAACUGGGAGAUUUUUAAGGAACCUUCAAAAUGUAAAAGAGCUAGGAAGUAGCUUAACCUAACCUAUGCAGCAGCAUUGUAGAUUCCAGGGUCACAAUCCUCUUAAAUUUUCUAAUUGUAAAACUUAUGGUGUUAAAGAUUGCAAAAGGCUUUCGAUUACACGAAGAUUACUGUUAAGAAAUGUACAAGACUUUCACUUAUGUGCCACGAGAGAAUCAGGAUCUUUAGAUAACGAUUUGUAAUUGUUGAAUUAAGAAUCCGAAUUUUAACGAUAUGUUAAAAUACGUUUUGAAAAAAU